AUGGGGGCUUCUUCUGUCGCCAGUGAUGACUCGGUCAACGACGGCUCCUUCAUUGUCGACAUCGACGCCAUUCAGGCCCAUGGAAUCGGUGCUGUUGACAUCGCCAAACUCAAGGCCAAUGGGUAUUACACAAUUGCCGCAGUGCAUGCGGCGACUAGAAGGAGCUUGGCCAAGAUCAAGGGGUUCAGCGAGAUCAAGGUCGAUAAGGUCAAGGAUGCUGUUUCCAAGUGCCAGCCUGCUGGUGGUGGCUUUCAGACUGCCCAGGAGCUUGGACAGCAACGGAAGAGGGUGACCAAGGUAUCGACAGGAAGCAAGCAGUUCGAUGCCAUCCUUGGAGGGGGAUUCCAGACAAUGAGCAUCAGCGAGGUCUUUGGCGAGUUUCGUUGUGGAAAGACGCAGCUCUCUCACACGAUGUCGGUUGUCGCGCAGCUUCCUAGAGAUAUGGGUGGCGCCGAGGGUAAAGUCGCUUAUAUAGAUACAGAAGGAACGUUUAGGCCAGAGAGGAUUGCUCAGAUCGCGGAGCGCUUUGGGGUCGAUCCUGAGACUGCUCAAGAGAACAUCACCUACGCUCGUGCUGUGAAUUCCGAACAUCAGAUGGAGCUUCUGAACAAAAUCGCCGAGUUCUUCGUCGGAAAUGAGUACCGCCUGCUUAUCAUCGACAGCAUCAUGGCCUUGUUCCGGGUCGACUUUGUCGGUCGUGGUGAGCUCAAUGAGCGUCAGCAGAAACUCAACCAGUUUCUUUCCAAACUGACGCAUGUUGCUGAAGAGUUCAAUAUUGCUGUGCUCAUGACAAACCAAGUUCAGAGUGAUCCUAGUGCAAGUGCUUUAUUUGCCAGUGCAGAUGGUCGCAAGCCAGUAGGCGGUCACAUUCUCGCACACGCAUCUGCAACCCGUAUUCUGCUUCGCAAAGGCCGCAAUGAAGAACGUGUUGCCAAAAUACAGGACUCUCCAGAUAUGCCUGAGAAGGAAGCAACUUACAUCAUCACCAACGGUGGUAUCAACGAUCCAGAAAAAGUAUGA
This is a messenger RNA of Periconia digitata, 1020 nucleotides long. NCBI's taxonomy places the organism in Eukaryota, Fungi, Ascomycota, Dothideomycetes, Pleosporales, Periconiaceae. The record is from the annotation of a GenBank genome assembly.